Molecule: messenger RNA, 1016 nt
Organism: Ipomoea nil (Japanese morning glory)
Lineage: Eukaryota; Viridiplantae; Streptophyta; Magnoliopsida; Solanales; Convolvulaceae
Product: protein SRC2
Exons: 1
Coding region: 85-894 (269 amino acids)
Biological process (GO): defense response
Source: RefSeq, a predicted model, not a curated record
UUGGAAGAUUAUUCGAGAGAGAGAAGGAUUUUUUAGUGUUGAGAUACUGUAAUUUUGAUCGUUGUUUCGCCGGAAAGCGUUGGAAUGGGGUCGCGAUACGAGGUGGAAGUGAAGAUCAUAUCGGCGAAGGACUUGAAGAACGUGAACUGGCGUCACGGUCCGGUGAAGCCCUACGCCGUCGUCUGGGUGGACCCCAAGGCCAAGUGCUCCACCAGGGUGGACGAGGAAGGCGACGCCAAUCCUUACUGGGAUGAAACCCUCGCGAUUCCUCUCGAUUCUUCCAUCGAGGACUCCACUCUCUACAUCGACGUCGUCCACGCCCACGCGGCCGAGGACGUCAAGCCGCUCAUCGGCUCCGCCAAGAUCCGCCUCCGCGACGUCGUCGACGACGCCGGCAUCGGCGGCCAGGUCGACCGGAAGCUCGAGCUGAAGCGCCCGUCCGGCCGCCCCCAUGGGAAGCUGGAAGUCAAGGUCAGCGUGCGUGAGCCCCGGUACCAAUCCCGCGACCCGUACUACGCCCCGCCCUACGGCGUUCCCCCGCCGGCGACCCGGGAGGAGUACCCGCCCUACGGAAACCCGUACGGGGCUCCUCCGAGGGGGUAUCCUUACGGCGCUCCGCCGCCGCAGGGGUACGGGCAGCCCAGCUACGGGUACCAACAGGCUGCUGGCUACGGGCAGCAGGGCGGGUACGGGCAGCCUGGGUAUGUUUACCAGGAGGAGAAGAAGAAGAGCAAAUUUGGGGGGAUGGGGACGGGAUUGGCGGUGGGUGCGGUGGCGGGGGCUUUGGGUGGACUGGCGUUGGCGGAAGGGUUUGAUGCCGUGGAGGACCACAUCGCCGAUGAGGCCGCAGAGAAGGUGGAAGAAGACCUUGGCUAUGACCCUGAUGACUUCUAGAUGAUUAAACUCUGUUAAAAUCUGGUGUUUUUUACUCUGUUUUGCUUUGCUCUCCUCUGUUUUCUAUCUCCGGGUGUUUUUAACAUCGGAAAUUUAUAAUAUUACUUUUUAAUGUCACCAAA